AUGUCAGUGGAAGCUUCCGAGAGAAUUUCCAGCACCCCGGCUGCGUCUCAUUUCACUUCUUCCGCUCAUCGCGGCGGGAAUUCCGGCGCAGUUUCCGGCGGGAAGCCCUCCGCAAUCGCCACUGCGAAGUCGGCAGGAGGGGGAAACGCGGGGGGAGCAGCUUCGGAGAACCUUCCAGGCCUCAAGGCCGGCAAAGGCAGCGGGGGAGGGGGGUCUCAGAGCGGUAGCGGCGCCGGGGGAACUGGCGGAACUCACGGGGUGGGAGGAGGAGGGGGAGGGGGAGGGGCAGGCGGAGGAACGUUGGGGGAAAGAAGCUCGAUGGUUGGCGGAGGGCUGGGGGGAGGCGGAACAGGAACCGGCGGGUUUUCCAGCGCAGGCGUUAGUGUGGGGGGCAUCGGCGGAAGCAGCAACGCCGGUGGUGGCAUGGGCGGCGGCAGCAUAGGCAGCAUAAGUCCCAUAACCGGCGGUGCAGGUGGGGGGGGUGGGGGAGGUGGCGCAGUUGGCGCAGGUGCGGGGGCUGGCGGGGGUGGCGGAAGUAGCUCACAGUCGCUUGGCGCGCAGCCGUCGCUGCUAAGCAAUGGCGCGGCGCCGGGGGGGAGCUUUGAGGCGGAGAGAUUAAGGACGUACCGCCAGUGGUUCCACGAGCUGGACUCGCAGCGCAGCGAGUUAAUCUCCUCCGGCACCAAAGGCCCGGUUCUUAAGCUAUUGGAGUGCGAGAUCAGGUGUCUGGAGGAGCUGGUGAUGCUGGGCACCAAGCUCGGCGCGCUGUGCUGCUCGCCCAUAGGCGGGGAGGCCGCCAGGCUCUCCGCCCCCGCCGCCACUGCCAUCCCCGGCAAGCCCCGCCUAGGUGGUGGGGUGGACUCCUGGCCGUCAGAUGAUCCCCUAUCGCCAGUGGACGGUCUAGAUCUGUCGUUGGUCACGGACAUGCUGCUCCUCUCUGCCACGUCACCAUGGACCGUCUACGUGGCAGAUAGGACAAAUUGGCGGCUGUGCUAUGUCUCCCCCAGCGUCCGCGCCACUCUCGGCUGGCGCCAGGCAGAGCUAGUAGGGGAGCACGCCUUUGCAGCGUGCCAUGCAGACGACCUGCCGCGCAUCCAGCGCAUGAUAGACGACCUUCCCUCACGCCGCUUGACAGAGGAUCGCCGCUUGCUAGACGACCGCCGCUCGCCGCCCCUCUCCCUCACGCCGCCCACCGCCUCUGCUGCUGCUCGUCUGUUCCGAUCCGGGUCGGCGGGGAGUCCCAGAGGGGUGGGCGUGGGGGAUUCGCUGGGUAGCAGCCCGGGCGGCAGUGCGGGCGGCGGGUGCAUCUUUUACCGGAGGUUAAGGCGGAAUAGGAGCUACGCGACGGUGCAGGCCACUGGGAGGGCUCUGGGCGCGAGGUGGUUUGCAUGGAUCGAGUUUGUCACUGAUGAUUCUUCUGCCCCUCUGUCACUGGACAACUGGUCGUCCGAUCUCACCAUGUCGCCAUCCACGCUGCUCUCCCCCAUGGAGUCCCCUUCUAGCCCCCACACCAUUGCCGCCGCCCUCAAGCGCCGCCCGGGCGGCAUGGGCAGCAGCAGCCUAAGCGCGGGCGGCUUAAGUGCCGGUGGCUUAAGUGGGGGAGGUUUAGGCGGGGGAGGUUUGAGCGGGGGGGGUUAA
Messenger RNA from Closterium sp. Yama58-4, 1638 nucleotides. NCBI's taxonomy places the organism in Eukaryota, Viridiplantae, Streptophyta, Zygnematophyceae, Desmidiales, Closteriaceae. The record is from the annotation of a GenBank genome assembly.